AUGCGGUCUUGUCUCGUAGGCAGCGCCUUCGCUGGUGCGGCUCUCGCCCAGGGUGCCGCCUGGGCCCAGUGCGGUGGAAAUGGAUACUCGGGUGCAACUACGUGCGUGUCUGGUUACGCCUGCAAGUACGUCAAUGAUUACUACAGCCAAUGUCAACCUGGCACGGCUGCGACCACGGCUGCGACCACGACACUGGCCACGAGCACACGGGCGACGACCACGGCGCCAUCUGCCACGGUGACCUCAUCGGCUGGAAAGCUGAAGUGGUUCGGUAUCAAUCAGUCGGUUGCCGAGUUCGGCUCCAACUCGUACCCUGGAACAUGGGGCAAGGACUUUUACUUCCCUUCCACGGAGGCCAUUGGUACUCUAAUCAGUGAGGGCUUUAACAUCUUCCGCGUGGCCUUCUCCAUGGAGCGCCUUGUGCCGGAUAAGCUGACUAACGCGGCGGCCGACGCCUACCUCCGCAACCUGACGGCGACGGUCAACUACAUCACGGAGAACGGGGCGCAGGCGAUCCUGGACCCGCAUAACUUCGGGCGGUACUAUGGCAACAUCAUCACCGACGUCGACGGGUUCGGCGCCUUCUGGAAGACGGUGGCGACGGCCUUCAAGAGCAACGCCAACGUCAUCUUCGACACCAACAACGAGUACCACGACAUGGACCAGACGCUGGUGCUGAACCUCAACCAGGCGGCCAUCGACGCGAUCCGGGGCGCCGGCGCAACGACGCAGUACAUCUUCGCCGAGGGCAACUCGUACUCAGGCGCCUGGACGUGGAACACGACCAACGGCAACCUGGCGGCGCUGACGGACCCGCAGGGCAAGCUGGUCUACGAGAUGCACCAGUACCUGGACUCGGACGGGUCGGGCACGUCCGAGAACUGCGUGUCGACCGAGAUCGGGGUGCAGCGCGUCGUGGGCGCCACCGAGUGGCUGCGCGAGAACGGCAAGCAGGGCAUCAUCGGCGAGUUCGCCGGCGGCGCCAACGCCCAGUGCCAGACGGCCAUCGAGGGCCUGAUCGCCCACCUCGAGGCCAACAGCGACGUGUGGCAGGGCGCCUUGUGGUGGGCUGGCGGUCCGUGGUGGGGCGACUACAUCUACAGCUUCGAGCCCCCGAGCGGCACGGCGUACAAGUACUACGACUCGCUUCUGAAGGCUCACGCCCCAUGA
Messenger RNA from Neoarthrinium moseri, 1170 nucleotides. RefSeq lists its product as uncharacterized. Gene Ontology annotation, biological process: glucan catabolic process. The transcript is spliced from 2 exons. Gene Ontology annotation, molecular function: cellulose binding; hydrolase activity, hydrolyzing O-glycosyl compounds. The record is from RefSeq and is a predicted model, not a curated record. The coding region runs from base 1 to 1170 and encodes 389 amino acids. Gene Ontology annotation, cellular component: extracellular region. NCBI's taxonomy places the organism in Eukaryota, Fungi, Ascomycota, Sordariomycetes, Amphisphaeriales, Apiosporaceae.